Rhinolophus ferrumequinum (greater horseshoe bat) is the source of this 5180-nucleotide messenger RNA. RefSeq names its product kielin cysteine rich BMP regulator (gene KCP). The transcript has 42 exons. Lineage: Eukaryota; Metazoa; Chordata; Mammalia; Chiroptera; Rhinolophidae. The record is from RefSeq and is a predicted model, not a curated record. The coding region runs from base 52 to 5112 and encodes 1686 amino acids. Gene Ontology annotation, molecular function: protein binding.
CCCCAGCGCCUGCUGAGCCGCGACCACAGACAGCAGCCAGGCGGAGCGAGCAUGGCGGGGUCCGCGGCUGCCCUGCUGCCCCUUGUCCUGCAGCUCGUGAGCCUGACUCCAGCCCGGGAAAUGGGCAGAGAUGGGGUGGUCCUCAGGGAGCCUCUCGGGCUGGCUGACGUCUAUGACUACCAGCACUCCUCAGCCCCUGCUGGGGCCACCCAGGAGCAGUGGCACCCCCUGGAGGAGCGGCUGGGAAGGCUGGAGGCUGAGGUGACUCAGCUCAGAGAGCAGAACAACGACCUGCAGGUGAGGGUGAGGCAGCUGGAGUCCUGUGAAUGCCGCCCAGCUUCUCCCCAGUGCUGGGCACUGGGGCGGGCCUGGCCCGAGGGGGCUCGCUGGGAACCUGAUGCCUGCACAACCUGCAUCUGCCAGGGUGGAGCUGCACGCUGUGACCCCAACCCUGGCCUGCCCCAGUGCCAUGGCUGCAGCCACAAUGGUCAGGUCUAUGGCAACAAGGAGACCUUCUCCCCAGAUGCCUGCACCACCUGCCACUGCUUGGAGGGAGCCAUAACCUGUACCCAGAAGCCAUGCCCAAGAGGACUCUGCCUGGAACCAGGAACAUGCUGCUCACACUGUGAGCCAGGCUGCCCUGGAGGUCACAGGGCUGGGGAAACAUGGCAACUGGAGCCCUGUGUCACCUGUACCUGCCAGGCAGGGACCGUGCGAUGCCAGGGGCCCUCAUGCUCAGAGCUCAACUGCCUGGAGAGCUACACCCCACCUGGGGAGUGCUGCCCCGUCUGCCGGCCAGGCUGUGAGUAUGAGGGGCAGCGUUACGAGGAGGGGACCAACUUCCUGUCCAGCUCCAACCCUUGUCUCCAAUGCUCCUGCCUGAGGAGCCUGGUUCGCUGCGUGCCCAUGAAAUGCCCGCCCAGCCCCUGCCCUGAGCCGGUCCUGAGGCCUGGCCACUGCUGCCCGGCCUGCCAAGGGUGCACAGAAGGUGGCUCUCACCGGGAACACGGCCAAGAGUGGACUGCACCUGGGGAUCCCUGCCAGAUCUGCCGGUGCCGGGAGGGCCACAUCCAGUGCCGCCAGCGAGAAUGCUCCAGCCUGUGCCCAUACCCUGCCCGGCCCCUCCCGGGCACCUGCUGCCCUGUGUGCGAUGGCUGUUUCCUUAACGGGCGGGAGUACCACAGCGGGGAGCCGGUGGACUCUGGGGACCACUGCUCGCACUGCCGCUGUGCUAACGGGAGUGUCCAGUGUGAACCUCUGCCCUGCCCGGUCAUGCCCUGCAGACACCCAGGCAGGAUUCCUGGGCAGUGCUGCCCAGUCUGCGCUGGCUGUGAGUACCAGGGACACCAGUAUCAGAAUCAGGAGACCUUCAGACUCCAAGAGGGUGGCCACUGUGUCCGCUGCUCCUGCCAGGCUGGUGAGGUCUCUUGUGAGGAGCAAGAGUGCCCAGUCGCCCCCUGCACCCUGCCUGUUUCUGGCCCCCAGCUGUGCCCAGCCUGCGUGCUCAAUGGAGAGGAGUUUGCUGAGGGCGUCGAGUGGGAGCCUGAUGGCCAGCCCUGCACAGCCUGCUCCUGUCAAGAUGGGGUGCCCAUGUGCGGAGCUGUGCUCUGCGCCCCAGCCCCCUGCCAGCACCCCACCCAGCCCCCUGGUGCCUGCUGUCCCAGCUGUGAAAGCUGCACCUACCAUGGCCACGUGUAUGCCAACGGGCAGAACUUCACGGACUCAGACAGCCCUUGCCACACCUGCCGCUGUGAGGAGGGGACUGUGAGAUGCUCCUUGGUUGACUGCCCACGCACAACCUGUGCCAGGCCCCAGAGUAGACCCGGCCAGUGCUGCCCCAGGUGCCCAGACUGCAUCCUGGAGAAACAAGUGUUUGUGGAUGGGGAGAGCUUCUCCCACCCCCGAGACCCCUGCCAGGAGUGCCAGUGUCAGGAAGGCCAACCCAGCUGCCAGCCUCGGGCCUGUCCCAGGGCGCCCUGUGCCCACCCACUGCCUGGUCCCUGCUGCCAGAAUAACUGCAAUGGCUGUGCCUUUGGUGGGAAAGAAUACCCCAAUGGAGCAGACUUCCCCCACCCCUCUGACCCUUGCCGCCUGUGUCACUGUCUGAGAGGCAACGUGCAGUGCCUGGCCCGCCACUGCCCUCUGCUGCCUUGUGCAGCGCCUGUCCUGCUGCCAGAAGAGUGCUGCCCGCAGUGCCCGGCCUCUCCCUCCGGCUGUCCGCUGCCCGAGGGCUUGGUCCCCGCGCGCCACCAGGAGCACUUCUCCCCGCCUGGUGACCCCUGCCGCCGCUGCCUCUGCCUGGACGGCUCUGUGACCUGCCAGCGGCUGCCCUGCCCGCCCGCACCUUGUGCCCACCCGCGCCAGGGGCCCUGCUGUCCCUCCUGCGACGGCUGCCUGUACCAGGGGAAGGAGUUUGCCAGCGGGGAGCGCUUCCCUUUGCUCACUGUUCCGUGCCACGUCUGCCUCUGCUGGGAGGGCAGCGUCAGCUGUGAGCCCAGGGCCUGUGCCCCCGCACAGUGCCCCUUCCCUGCUAGGGGUGACUGCUGCCCUGCCUGUGACGGCUGUGAGUAUCUAGGGGUGUCCUACCUGAGCAGCCAGGAGUUCCUGGAUCCCCGAGAGCCCUGCAACCUGUGUACCUGUCUUGGAGGCUUUGUGACCUGCAGCCACCGGCCCUGUGAGCCUCUGGGCUGCAGUCACCCGCUCACCCCAUCUGGACACUGCUGCCCCACCUGCCAGGGGUGUCUCUAUCAUGGGGUCACUGCUGCCGCUGGAGAAACCCUUCCUGACCCACUUGAUCCCACCUGUUCCAGCUGCACCUGCCAGGAAGGUUCCAUGCGCUGCCAGAAGAAGCCGUGUCCUCCAGCUCUCUGCCCCCAUCCCUCGCCAGGACCCUGCUUCUGCCCUGUGUGCCACAGCUGCUUCUCUCAGGGCCGGGAGCACCAGGACGGGGAGGAGUUUGAGGGGCCCACGGGCAGCUGUGAGAGGUGUCGAUGUCAGGCUGGCCAGGUCAGCUGUGUGCGGCUGCAGUGCCCACCCCUGCCCUGCCCACUCCAGGUCACAGAGCAGGGAAGCUGCUGCCCACGCUGCAGAGGCUGCCUGGCUCAUGGGGAGGAACACCCUGAAGGCAGUAGCUGGGAGCCUCCCGACAGCCCUUGCUCCUCCUGCAUUUGUCACAAGGGCGUCGUCACCUGUGGCCACAUCCAGUGUGUCAGCUCCUGUGCCCAGCCCCACCAGGGGCCCCAUGACUGCUGCCCUCGAUGCUCUGACUGUGAGCAUGAGGGCCGGAAGUAUGAACCAGGGCAGAGCUUCCAGCCUGGGGCAGACCCCUGUGAAGUGUGCAUCUGUGAGCUGCAGCCUGAGGGGCCUCCUAGCCUUCGCUGUCACCGGCGGCAGUGUCCCAGCCUGGUGGGCUGCCCUGCAAGCCAGCUCCUGCCCCCUGGGCCCCAGCACUGCUGCCCCACCUGUGCCCAGGCCCUGAGUAACUGCACAGAGGGCCUGCUGGGGUCUGAGCUGGCCCCACCGGACCACUGCUACACCUGCCUGUGCCAGGACCUGACGUGGCUCUGUGUUCACCGGGCUUGUCCUGAGCUCAGCUGCCCCCCGUCAAAGCGCCACACCCGCCCUGGGAGCUGCUGCCCUGUGUGCCAGGAAUGUGUGGUGGAGGCCGAGGGCCGGAUAGUGGCAGAUGGAGAGAGCUGGCGGGACCCCAGCAAUGCCUGCAUUUCUUGUACCUGCCAUCGGGGCCGUGUGGAGUGCCACCUUGAGGAGUGCCAGGCCCUCUCCUGCCCUCAUGGCUGGGCGAAGGUUCAGGAGGCCGGCAGGUGCUGUGAGCGAUGCCAAGCCCCCGCCCAGUCCUGUGCGCACCAGGGCCGAGAGGUGGCCUCCGGGGAGCUAUGGGCCGUGGACGCCUGCACCAACUGCUCCUGUGUGGCUGGCACCGUGCGUUGCCAGAGCCAGCGCUGCCCAUCGCUCUCCUGUGGCCGCGACGAGGCCCCCGCCCUGAAUCCCGGCAGCUGCUGCCCCCGCUGCCUGCCCCGGCCCGCUUCCUGCAUGGCCUUCGGAGAUCCCCAUUACCGCACCUUCGACGGCCGCCUGCUGCACUUCCAGGGCAGCUGCAGCUACGUGCUGACCAAGGACUGCCGUGGAGGGGACUUCAGCGUUCACGUGACCAAUGAUGACCGGGGCCGGAGUGGUGUGGCCUGGACCCAGGAGGUGGCAGUGCUGCUGGGAGAUGUGGACGUGCGACUGCUGCAGGGCAGGGUGGUCACGGUGGAUGGACGCCCCGUGGACUUGCCCUUCCUGCAGGAGCGGCUGCUGUACGUGGAACUGCGGGGACAUACUGUGAUCUUGCACACCCAGCCGGGGCUCCAGGUGCUGUGGGAUGGGCAGUCCCAGGUCGAGGUGAGCGUGCCUGGCUCCUACCGGGGCCAGAUUUGUGGGCUUUGCGGGAACUUCAAUGGCUUUGCCCAGGAUGAUCUGCAAGGCCCUGCGGGGCUGCUCCUGCCCACUGAGGCUGCAUUCGGGAAUAGCUGGCAGGUUCUAGAGGGGCCGGGACCCGGUCGGCCCUGUUCCAAGGGGCGUGAGGUGGAUCCGUGCCGGACAGCAGGCUAUCGUGCCAGGCGUGAGGCCAAUGCCCGGUGUGGGGUGCUGAAGUCCUCUCCAUUCAGUCGCUGCCACGCUGUGGUGCCACCGGAGCCCUUCUUUGCUGCCUGCGUGUAUGACCUAUGUGCCUGUGGACCUGGCUCCUCGGCUGACACCUGCCUCUGUGACGCCCUGGAAGCCUAUGCCAGCCAUUGUCGCCAGGCAGGGGCGACACCUGCCUGGCGGGGCCCCACACUCUGCGUGGUGGGCUGUCCCCUGGACCGCGGAUUCGUGUUCGAUGAGUGUGGCCCGCCCUGUCCACGUACCUGCUUCAACCAGCACGUGCCCCUGGGGGAGCUGGCCGCCCACUGCGUGAGGCCCUGCGUUCCUGGCUGCCAGUGCCCUGCAGGCCUGGUGGAGCAUGAAGCCCACUGCAUUCCACCCGAGGCCUGCCCCCCAGUCCUAGUCACUGGGGGCCAGCCACCCAGUUCCCUGCCCAGACCCAGCUGGGAGCCCCAGGGGGCGCCCUGAUCCAGGACGACACUGACCAGGACUCAUCAGUCCAGAAGUCGCCCCCUGGAGAGCAGCUCCCACCCUGA